AUGUUUUCAUUCACCUCUUCGAGUCAACAACCAAACUCACAACAACAAGCAUCUUCGUCAUCAUCAUCACUCAACAAACCAUCACUCUUGAAUUUACCAGACUAUCUCAAAGAUAAAAUAACCAUUCGUCAAUUUCUUCUCGAAUACUCGACAGUGAAUUAUCAUGAUGAACAAGAUCCCAUCAUUACCUUUCCAUAUAAAGAAUUAUUGAUGAAACUGCAGGCAUGCCAACACCAACAACACCAUGACACAUUUCAAAAGAUUAAAUUUCUCAUUCAAUUCGAUGAUUUAACAGUGGGUGGUUAUAAAGAUUUGAUUUUAAAAAUUCAAGAAAAUACCAUGCGAUAUAAGAAAUUAUUUGAGAUGGUGAUUGAUGAACUCAUUGCAACUACCAAUUUUACAACAACAACAAAUAAUUCUACAACAACAACUACAUCCACUCCAUUCCAUUCAACAACAACAACUACAUUCAAUUCAACUACAUUCAAUUCAACAACUACAUUCAAUUCAACUACAUUCAAUUCAACUACAUUCAAUUCAACAACAACAAAUACACCCACAUCCACUUCACCCAAUUCACCCAAUUCAACACCCCCUGAACUCUCUCGUUCCUAUGAACUCUAUUUCACACCACUCACGACACAACGUGCAUCUCCUCUUCGUCAAGUCAAAGGUAAAUGCAUUGGUAAACUAGUCAUGAUUCGAGGUAUUGUCACCAAACAAACCGAUGUCAAGGCAGAAAUGAAAGUAGCAACCUACAAGUGUGAUACUUGUUCAGGAAUGAUUUAUCAAACCAUCAAUCAAAAUUCAUUCAUUCCUCUCGAACAAUGUGUUCAAAAAGAAUGUAAAGGAAAUUUACUUCAACAAACACGUGAGAGUUGUUUUGUAAAAUUUCAACAAUUAGUCAUUCAAGAAAUGAGUGAUGAAGUACCAACUGGACAUAUUCCACGUGGAAUGAGAGUGAUUUUGAGAGGAGAAUGGACACGUUCAUGUACUCCAGGAGAUGCUGUGAAUAUUUAUGGAGUAUUAUUACCUUAUCAAUUGUCGUCGAAUUCAUCAUCAAAUUCUUCAUCAUUGAAACACCAUUCAGGUCCAGUUGCAACGACUUAUUUAGAAGCUCAUCAUAUUGUCAAACAUAAAAGAAGAUAUUUAAAUGACAUUUUGAGUGAACAAGAACAUGAAUUAUUCAUUCAAAUUGAACAAGAUGUAAGAAGAAUGGGUCAACACGUAUGGUAUGAUCAUUUAUCACGUUCCAUUGCACCUGAAAUUUAUGGACAUUUAGAUGUCAAGAAGGCAUUAUUACUUCAAUUGAUUGGAGGUGUGACACGUGAAAUGAGAGGAUUGAAAAUUAGAGGAGAUUUGAAUGUUAUUUUAAUGGGAGAUCCAGGUGUUGCCAAAUCUCAACUUCUUCGUUUCAUUUCACACAUUUCUCCUCGUGGUAUCUACACCACAGGUAAAGGUAGUAGUGGUGUUGGACUCACAGCAGCUGUUGUCAAAGAUCCACUCACCAAUGAACUCAUUCUAGAAGGUGGUGCUCUCGUUCUCGCUGACAAUGGUAUUUGUUGUAUUGAUGAAUUUGACAAGAUGGAUGAAUUUGAUCGAACUGCUCUUCAUGAAGUGAUGGAACAACAAUCAGUAUCGAUUGCUAAGGCUGGUAUUACAACCACACUCAAUGCUCGUACUUCAGUAUUGGCUGCUGCUAAUCCUGCCUAUGGUCGAUGGAAUACAAAACGAUCUGUUUCUGAGAACAUUAAUUUACCACCUGCCUUAAUGAGUCGAUUUGAUUUGAUGUUUUUAUUAUUGGAUAAACAAAAUAAUGAGAGUGAUAUGAAUUUGGCAAGACAUAUUACUCAUGUUCAUCAACUUUCAACACCAGCAGUUGGAAAUCCUUUGAAUCGUAGUAGUACUAGUAGUAGUAGUAGUAGUAGUAGUAAUAAUACCAAUAGUAAUAGUAGUAAUGGCAAUACCAAUAGUAGUACUACCAAUACCAAUAGUAAUGCCAAUAGUAGUAAUACCAAUGACACUAGUGAACUACCACUCUUUUCACCUGAAUACAUUCGAGCAGUAGUAGCCAUGUCCAAGAAACAUGAACCCAUGUUAUCUUCUCAAAUUGGAUUUGCUCCAAAUUCUCCUGCUGCUAAAAUUAAGGAAAUUUAUGUGAACAUGCGUCAAAACGAUGAACGUAAUGCAAAAGUGAGUGACAAGAUACAAAUGUAUACCACACCUCGAACUUUGUUAUCAGUGAUUCGACUUGCAGUCGCUAAGGCUAGACUUCGAUUUGCAGAUGAAGUAUCAUGUGAAGAUGUGAGUGAAGCUGAACGAUUAAUUAUUGCAUCAAGAUCUUCUCUGUUGGAUGAUAACGAUAGAAAUAAUAGAAGAGCUGAUCCAAUGUAUGCUGUCUAUGACAUUAUUAGAAAUAGACUUUCACAAAGUAGAGAUGGAAUUGUGGAUUUGAAUUCAUUGCAAUCAGAAAUGGUUGGAUUCAAGCAAGAAGAUAUUCAGAGAUGUUUGAAUUACUUUGAAGAACUUAAUAUUUGGGUAACAAAUGAUACCACUGUACAAUUAGUGACAAGUAACAACAAUUAA
Naegleria lovaniensis is the source of this 2586-nucleotide messenger RNA. RefSeq lists its product as uncharacterized. Gene Ontology annotation, biological process: double-strand break repair via break-induced replication; DNA strand elongation involved in DNA replication; DNA replication initiation. The record is from RefSeq and is a predicted model, not a curated record. Lineage: Eukaryota; Heterolobosea; Eutetramitea; Acrasida; Naegleriidae. Gene Ontology annotation, cellular component: MCM complex; nucleus. The transcript is spliced from 2 exons. Bases 1 to 2586 code for a protein of 861 amino acids. Gene Ontology annotation, molecular function: single-stranded DNA helicase activity; single-stranded DNA binding; ATP binding.